AUGUUUCGCCGCCCGAUCCUGGCCAUUCUUUCACAUGCUUUUUCGGAAGGACUUGGGCGGCCCCAGAAUGAAGCUUUUGUGCUGGGCAGAGAGACGCGCGACGAGCUCCUGGCAUUGAGUUGUCUCGGCCCAGUGUUUAACAGACUUGCGGGCCUCCUACGUUCCAUAUAUGUUUUCUGCACGGAUGCCAGCCCUGACGGAGCUGGGAUUUGUCAGGCUGCGGAAUCUCCUGACACUGUCGCAGAGUUAUGGCGACAUAGCGAACAACGGGGGUACUAUACACAGCUUCUCAGCCCUGCUGCUGAAAUCCUUGCUAGUAAAAGUGAAGAGUUUUCCGAAGUGUACGGCCGUCGUCCCCGGGUAGGAGAAGCAGUGUCAUCGUUCUCAGCUUCGUACCCCUUGUGCGCCAAGAUGGCGGCUGGUGCCUGGCACGCUCGGCGUGACACAGUUCCGGUCAUUCCCUUGACAGCUCACUUGAAGUCGCUGGAUCGCAUCGGUGAGUCAUGCGCUAUCCCGAGCCUCCCGAGCAGUGUGAUUCGCACCGCGGUUGCUGAUUUGCCUCUGUGGCUCCUCGAUUUGAGGAACAAACGAUGUGACAGAUUUGAGCGGGUGUUAGCUUCUAGCAAGUGCCCUAAACUGGCGGCGCGCUGGCUACGCUUCCUGUUGUUGCUAGCCGGCGACAUAGAGAAUCCUGGACCAUCGUCCGGCUUCCAAACCACGACGCCCGUGCCUCGAGGUCCUCUCGACAUGAAUGUCGGUUUCGCAACAGCGACCUCUGGUCGCAUGCAGCUUUGUCUGGAAGCCUUUGCAAUUUGGCUGAGGUUUGAAUUUGACGUCUCGAGCAGAUUGGUUGGGAUUUUGCUGCAGGUCCUCUUGCAGUACGUGCCUACGGGAUGCGUUUGUUUGCAGCUGGGCACCCCCGGUACAAAUUUGUCUACACUAUCACAGCCAUGCAGGAUGCUUUCCACAUUUGAGACCCUUUUUCAGUUCAGGUUGGCAGGUUGA
This is a messenger RNA of Durusdinium trenchii, 1005 nucleotides long. NCBI's taxonomy places the organism in Eukaryota, Dinophyceae, Suessiales, Symbiodiniaceae. The record is from the annotation of a GenBank genome assembly.